Molecule: messenger RNA, 549 nt
Organism: Acanthosepion pharaonis
Lineage: Eukaryota; Metazoa; Mollusca; Cephalopoda; Sepiida; Sepiidae
Source: the annotation of a GenBank genome assembly
AUGACGUGUCUCUCCCCCAGCACCUUCCAUUCUUCACCUGUUUGGUCCGCUUCCCGACCGGAUAGGAAGGGGAUCGAAGGAAUCAAAGAAAAAACUGUGCCUACCACUCGGCAUCUAGCGUUCAAAUAUUCACUCACCCGAACAUUCUAUUUUAAUGGUUACCUUUCUUUCUUUCUUUCUUUCUUUCUUUCUUUCUUUCUUUUCUCCAUUUUCUCUAUUUUCUUGAAGCAGACGUAUCUUCCCUUUCUUUCUUUCUUUCUUUCUUUCUUUCUUUCUUUCUUUCUUUCUUUCCUUCUUUCUUUCUUACUUUCUUUCUUUCUUUCUUUCUUUCUUUAUUUUCUGUUCCUUUCUAUUUCUCCCACUUUCUCUUUUCUUUACUUCCAUUCAGUGAAGCAGACGUUAAAACUGUUACCGCUUCCUCUAUUUUCUUUCUUUCUUUCUUUCUUUCUUUCUUUCUUUCUUUCUUUCUUUCUUUCUUUCUUUCUUUCUUUCUAUUUUCUCCCCUUUCUAUUUCCUUCUUUUCUUUUUUCCUCGCAUUCAUUUCUCUGA